AUGUCCACAGAAAACAAAGUGCAGAUCCCGUAUGUCCGUCUUGGAACUUCUGGUCUCAAGGUAUCAAGAUUGAUCUUAGGUUGCAUGUGUAAGUGUUCUCCUCACAUCUGUGUUCAGCAGCUGAAAUCAGCUCAAUUGAAGCGUAUGGAACACCCGAAUGGCAACAAUGAGUACUCGAUGAGAAGACCAGUAUCGAACAUAUCAGAUAUGCUUACGAAGCUGGGAUCAAUACUUUUGAGUGAGAUUCCAUCCUAUCCAUACCAGAAGGCCAUCGCUCACGGGGAACUCAGUACCGCAGAUGUGUACUCUGGAGGUGUGUCUGAGGAGGUACUUGGCAAAGCUAUCAAGGAGAUCGGUGCCCCAAGAGAGAGCAUCGUAGUUCUCACCAAGCUUUUCAACCCUGUCAUCCGACCAGGAUCGGGAGCAAAAGUCGAUCCCAACGGUAGAGGGCUUAGUCGAAAGCGAUUACAACUUGAUUAUAUUGAUGUACUACAACGUCAUCGAUUCGACUACGAUACACCUAUUGCCGAGACGAUGCAAGCUUUACAUGAUGUGGUUGAGAAAGGCUGGGUCAGAUACAUUGGAAUGUCAAGUUGCUGGGCCUACCAAUUCCAGGCCAUGCAAAACUAUGCGAUCAACAACAAGUUGACCCCAUUCAUUAGCAUGCAGAACUUCCACAAUGCUGCGUAUAGAGAGGAGGAGCGCGAGAUGAUGCCGACGCUCAAACUGCUCAAUGUCGGCUGUAUCCCUUGGUCCCCCCUUUGUCGUGGUUUCUUAUCUAGACCGUGGAACGCGGAAGAGACUGUGAGAGUUAAGACCGAUGCCAACUAUAAAGGGCGGGGGCACGACAAACCUGAUGAUUCUCGUAAAGCCAUCAACGAGCGGGUCGAAGAGGUUGCCAAGAAGAAGAGGAUCAGUAUGGCCCAAGUAGCACUGGCUUGGUCGUUGAGCAACGAUUUCAUCACUGCUCCUAUAGUCGGUUCUACCAGUCUUGAUAAUUUGAAAGAGCUCAUAGGCGCUCUUGAUGUCAAACUCACCCCUGAAGAGAAAGCUUACAUCGAUGAGCCAUACGCUCCUAGUCUGGACAUGUGUAAGAGGCAUGAAUGA
This is a messenger RNA of Kwoniella mangroviensis CBS 8507, 1107 nucleotides long. RefSeq lists its product as uncharacterized. Bases 1 to 1107 code for a protein of 368 amino acids. Lineage: Eukaryota; Fungi; Basidiomycota; Tremellomycetes; Tremellales; Cryptococcaceae. The record is from RefSeq and is a predicted model, not a curated record. The transcript has 16 exons.